Molecule: messenger RNA, 312 nt
Organism: Staurois parvus
Lineage: Eukaryota; Metazoa; Chordata; Amphibia; Anura; Ranidae
Source: the annotation of a GenBank genome assembly
CCGCAGUCUCUGGUCAUCUCCUGUACUGUGUCCGCAGUCUCUGGUCAUCUCCUGUACUGUGUCCGCAGUCUCUGGUCAUCUCCUGUACUGUGUCCGCAGUCUCUGGUCAUCUCCUGUACUGUGUCCGCAGUCUCUGGUCAUCUCCUGUACUGUGUCCGCAGUCUCUGGUCAUCUCCUGUACUGUGUCCGCAGUCUCUGGUCAUCUCCUGUACUGUGUCCGCAGUCUCUGGUCAUCUCCUGUACUAUGUCCACAGUCUCUGGUCAUUUCCUGUACUAGAGCGAAAAAUACGUUUUUUGUUCAUUCAUACUAGU